AGUGAGCAAAGGAAAAGAAGGGGGAAGAAGGCAGGGAAAACAGCUCAGCUAAAAGAGAGAAAAACACACAAGGGUGAGGGCUUAUGAUUUUGUUAGAGAGAGAGUGGUUAAGUGCAUAAACACACGGAGAAAGACAGAAAAAAAUACAAAGAAGAAAAUUCUGUCAGACAUUGAAGGAAGAUAGAGAAAACAGAGGGGAAGUAGAAGUGUGAUAGAUAUAAGGAGGAAGAUAUAAGUUUUGUUGCUGUGCUGGGAACAUGCCUCUUAAUGGGAAGGUGGCUCUUGUGACCGGGGGUGCUCAGGGCAUUGGGAGAGCCGUGGUCCAGUCACUACUGCAGAGUUCAGCCAAGGUGGCCGUGAUCGACCUGAACAAGACAUGUGGUGAAGAGAGAAAGGCAGAGCUCGAUGCCAAGUUUGGAGAGGGCAACUGCUACUUUAUUCCAUGCGACGUGUCCAAUGGAGACGCACUGAGAGAUGCAUUCCAGAGCACAGUAAACCAAUUUGGUCGUCUGGACAUCGUUAUCAACAAUGCCGGCAUCAACAAUGAAAAGAACUGGGAGAAGACCAUUCAAGUUAACCUGACCUCUGUGAUAAAAGGAACCUACUUGGCACUUGAACACAUGAGUAAAGAGUACAGCAAGGAAGGAGGCACCGUUAUCAAUGUAUCCUCAAUGGCAGCCUUCCUGCACUCUCCUCAUCAGCCUGUCUACACUGCUACUAAACAUGGAGUCAUUGGCUUCUCUAGAGCAAUUGCAGAUGCGUCCUCUCAGGGCGACUACGGCGUUCGUAUCAACGUCCUGUGUCCGGCCUUUGUUGACACUCCUCUGCUGCAAUCAGUGGAACAUGAGGACAACAUGGGCAAGUUUUUCAAGUUCAAGGAGGAUUUCAAACGCAGCAUGGAUAAAUUUGGAGUUUUACAGCCUUCAUUGAUAGCGGAGGGCAUGAUGAGGUUGAUUAUGGACACCACUCUGAAUGGAGCCGUGAUGAAGAUCACCUGCUCAAAAGGAAUCCACUUCCACACGUACGAACCCAUGUCUGCUUGAUCCUUGAUGUACUGGAUUCUACACUGCUGCUCAGGAAAAGAAUACAGCGUUAUCCUGUCUAUAUACAACCAACCGGAAAAGGGUUCAGGACAUCUGGCUGCUGCUGGACUAAAUAUCAGACCUGCGUCAGCAUCAUUUGGAUUCUACAGGAAAACUAACAUGAACAACAUCUGAUCAUGUAUAAAUAAGCCUACAGAUGUCCAAAUUAAAACAUGAAUUAUAUCCAAAUUAUAGUAAUGUGCUUCUUUUUUUUUUUAAUUUUUUUUUUUUUUUUUUUUGGUUUAUUUGGUAGAGACAAUGCACAUUAAUAAGACAUUUCUGUAAAUGUACAUUUCCAAGAGGCUAUUUUUCAUCUGUAGUCCCUAGACGACUUAACUGUAACAGGUAUUUAAUAGCUUGUUUAUAUGAUUUGUGUAAAAAAGAAAAAAUCAAGCAGCAUUGUUAAAUAUGGUUGAUAUUUGAGUCAUUCAUUGAU
Messenger RNA from Anoplopoma fimbria (sablefish), 1518 nucleotides. It is a transcript of the gene hpgd, whose product is annotated as 15-hydroxyprostaglandin dehydrogenase. The record is from RefSeq and is a predicted model, not a curated record. Gene Ontology annotation, molecular function: oxidoreductase activity, acting on the CH-OH group of donors, NAD or NADP as acceptor. The transcript has 7 exons. NCBI's taxonomy places the organism in Eukaryota, Metazoa, Chordata, Actinopteri, Perciformes, Anoplopomatidae. The coding region runs from base 258 to 1043 and encodes 261 amino acids. Gene Ontology annotation, cellular component: cytoplasm.